This is a messenger RNA of Solanum tuberosum (potato), 1086 nucleotides long. Its product is annotated as F-box protein At3g08750-like. Gene Ontology annotation, molecular function: protein binding. Bases 1 to 1086 code for a protein of 361 amino acids. The transcript has 3 exons. The record is from RefSeq and is a predicted model, not a curated record. NCBI's taxonomy places the organism in Eukaryota, Viridiplantae, Streptophyta, Magnoliopsida, Solanales, Solanaceae.
AUGGAUUUUUCUGAAGAAUCAUUAAGAGAGAUUCUACUGAGUUUACCUGUGAAAUCGUUGUUAAGAUUCAAAUGUGUGUGCAAAAAUUGGGGCAAUCUUAUCAAUAACCGUAGCUUCACUAUAGACCACUGUAAUAAGAAGAAGCCUCCGCAACACUUGAUUUAUGAUUAUGGUGCAACCGAUGAUGCUCCUACUGUCACUUUGGUUUCCGAUAAGGGUAUAGAUGAACAAAAAAAUUUUCAAAGAUUUGGAGAUAAUAUUACCAACUUGUUAGGUUCUAUUGAUGGUGUGUUUUUCAUAGAAAGACAAAUUGAUAAUGCCAUUUUGUGUACAUUAUGGAAUCCAGCUAACAGAGAGGUGAGACACCUCCCUGCCGCAACAAUUGAUUUUAUACCUUAUAAUAAACACUAUCGUCAUUUAGUGUUCGGAUUAGAGCCUAUGACUAAGGAUUAUAAAGUGCUUUACUAUGAUCCUUUGAAAGAAUAUGCAGCGGUCUACUCAGGUUGUAGGGAUUCAUGGAGAAUAUUCAAACAUAACCUAGACGUAGACGUAGAUGAAAAUAAUAUAUUUGAAAUAAACAGUUUAAAAACUACUGAUUAUCUGAAUGGAUAUUACUAUUGGCUGGUAAGGGAGAAUAAUAAAUGUAGAAUUGUUUCAUUUGACUUUGGGAAUGAGGUGUUUGUAGAUAUGGAAGGGCCACCAGCUGGUCACGAGGAUUAUCAUUGGUUGGCAAGUCUGAUGUUGCUUGGUGACUCCCUUGGCAUCUUGAACUUUGUCGACGGGUUUGUUCAUGAUGUAUGGAUUCUUGGACAGAGUAUUAGCAAUAGUAACAGAGGAGGACAACCUGAAAUCUCUCAAUCUAUGGAAGCUAAACUUGGUCCAUCGCGUAGAAGAACUAAAAUCGAUAAUAAGAAUGGAUUCAUGGACAGAGCAGCAAAGGAGGGGAACCCGAAAUCUCCUAAACUAUAUGGGCAUACGCGCAACAACACGCAUUCUCAGUCUUAUAUGGGCAUACGCGCAACAACACACAUUCACAGUCCAACAAGCCAAAACAAUGGAAUCCCAUUAACAAUGCAAGAGUUAUAA